CUUUUGUCAAUGAAUACGAUUGCUAUACUUGCGCAUGCUCAUGCUCGAGGAAAACGCGCUCGAACAUGGGAACUUUACGCAACAUGGCUCAAUGUGACGUCGAAAGCUUAUGGGGUGAGUUCCAAAGCCCAAGAGGACAAUGGCAUCCUGCUGACACAUGUGCCAUUCGGAUUCAACUGACGCUGGCGCGCACAUCUCUCCCUUCAACUUGAACGUUGACAACGUUGAACGUUGAACAACAACCGUUUGCAUAUAACCUCCACACAUAUCAUACCAUCCGCACGCAAUGUCGUUGAUCGCAUUGAACCUUUUCCUCGCCGCCCUCUUCCUAUCUUCCUUCAUCACCGCCUUCGUCUUCGGCCCUAGGUCGACCGUCGGAUCUGCGAUCCUGGUCGGCGCGGUCUUCCUGUCAUUCCUUAUCACCAUCAUCUACCUCUCCCGCCACAUAAUCAAUACCACCCGGUACAAGGCAACCCCCAUCCUGCCCAUUCAUACCUCGGCAUUGGACAUGCAUGUAUUCCUCCCUGGCAAUGCACCAGUAGUGACGCGCUCAGUUCAACGCAGCUCUCACCAUGGCCACCAGCGUCACGCCACUGCCCCAGCCGUGUUCUACCCCACCUUCUCUACCACUUCCAGACGCGUUGACGUCGUUGAACAUAUCUUACAACGCGUGGAACGCAUAGAAGACGCGACACUAGCCACCAACAACACAUCUACCGCUACCUUCUGUCGCCCCUCCAACCCCAUAGCUGCGGAGCUGAACUCGACCAUGUCGAACAUCGUUGCCUCUCAACAGCCAACACCAUCGACGGUGUCAGUCUCGGACUCGCUCCCUUCAGUUGAUUCCAUCGUGCGACGCGUCCGCAAUAAGUUCGAUAUCGCGGUUGCAUCCCCGGCGCCAACGUCCCACUCCGAAUCCUUACCUUCGGUCGACGCGCUUGUCCGACGCGUCCAUCGGGCCAUCACCGCAAGCAACCCGAUCUCCCAGGUCAUCUCCAUCCCUUCUAACGUUGGCGAUAUCCUUCGUCCCACGAAUCCCAUAGGCGAGAUGCUCGAUUCUCCAUCCGAAACUUUCUCUCCUCCCAGCCGCAACCCUCUGCGCAUCGUCGGCGCUGCCUUAGCUCCUUCUGACGACUCUCCCAUCCUAGCGUUACACCACAGCCCCAUCUCUAUCAACUCUCCCUCUCAUCCCAACUUCGUGUCAGAACCCCGCCACCGGUUGACAGCCUUGGACAGCGGUCCCUCGAUGCCUCUUUCAAUCAGCUCAACCCCCCACCCAUGGGUGUCCAGCAGUACCCCCAAGACGUCCACCGAAGUCCAGGAGUUGGAACGUAUUGACGUAUUCUAUCGUCGCAAGCACAGUUGCGAUGCCUCCUUCGACUCCCCUUCACAUCCUAACUUUGUGCCGGAGCCCCUGCGCCGAUCCUCCGCCCUGAGCAGUGGUCCCUCGACGCCACUUUCCUUCAGCUCAACACCCCGCCCAUGGGUGCCCAGUAGUGUUGCAGAUCGAUGGCCUUGUCGAUCAUCGCCACCCUCCACCGACAGCCCAGUUGUUUUUUCGAGCGGCGACGGUCCAGUUUCACUCACUCCUUCCCUGUCACUCCAGCAAUGGGCUCCAGCUCUCCUUCUGGACUCGGCACUGAAGAUGCCUGAGCCCAUCCAACUUGAUUCAUUCCCCCCUGGCGUUGUUGAUUCGCCCAUCCCUUCUGCAACCACCCCGGAAGGCAACAUCUCCAAAGAUCGACCUGGGAAAGGAACGAGACAACUUUGGCGGAAGCUGAUGCGGAGGACGACGAGUGAAGUUUCCUCAAACCUGCCUGCGUAA
Messenger RNA from Coniophora puteana RWD-64-598 SS2, 1825 nucleotides. RefSeq lists its product as uncharacterized. The record is from RefSeq and is a predicted model, not a curated record. The coding region runs from base 287 to 1825 and encodes 512 amino acids. The transcript has a single exon. NCBI's taxonomy places the organism in Eukaryota, Fungi, Basidiomycota, Agaricomycetes, Boletales, Coniophoraceae.